AGCUCCAGGACCCAUGGCCUUCCACUUAAAGGAUCUGCUCCACCCUGGCUGCUGGACAUGAAGUAUUUAUCUCCAUUGUUGCUGGCUUAUGAAGACCGGCUCACUGAGAAAGAUGCUCUCCUACAGGCCUCGGAGGAGGAGUUGAGAAGGUUCCGGGUCCGUGUGGAGGAGGUGGUGCAGGAGAACCAGAAACUACACCAGGACCUGAAACAGACAGGAGGAGUCAGCCACAAGGAGUGGAGGCAGCUCCAGGAGCAGGCCCGUCUGGUACUUCAGGAGAACCAGGUCCUGAUAGAGCAGCUGGAGGUGCAGCAUACUAAGGCUAAGGACAGUCAUGGGAGACAUUUGACUGAAGUCUCUAAGGUGUGUAAGCAGCUGAUGUUGCUGGAGGCAGAGAAGCAGCGGCUGGAGGGGGAGCUGGAGGUAACGAGGAGAGAGCUCCACACUCUGCAGACAGAUCACCUCCAGGCACGGUGCAGUCUGGAGAAUGCUGUCAGCUGGGACGAACACCACGCCAUCGCCACCAAACUCAAACGCCAACUGGAGGCUGAUUCAGGCCGUCAGCAGACUGAGCUAGAGGAGCUGCAGCAGAGAGUGACUGGUCUACAGACGGAGAAGAACAGUCUGCUGUUGGACAAGACCAACCUCGCUGCAGACAUCAAGAGUCUGGAGACUGACCUGGAGGUGUCUCGACAUGCUAACAGGAAGGCCCAGAGGCGUAUAGGCCUGUUGAAGCAACAAGUUGAUGACUCUCUAGAGAAGGAGAUGAGAGCCCAUCACUACCUGUCCUCUAUCGUAGCUCUGGCUGAGAAGACCACACAGGAGAGAGACCAGCUAGUAUACAUGGCCUCGUCCCUGGAGCAGGACAAGCAGGGGGUGAUCAGCAGGAUUGUGGAGGACACCGUGCGUCUCGGAAAGCUUCAAGAGAAGGUCAAGUCCCCGGCAACCAUCCCCGAGUCCCCGGCAACCAUCCCCGAGUCCCCGGCAACCAUCCCCGAGUCCCCGGCAACCAUCCCCGAGUCCCCGACAACCAUCCCCGAGCCCCCGACACUCUAA
This is a messenger RNA of Salvelinus namaycush (lake trout), 1056 nucleotides long. Its product is annotated as centrosomal protein of 89 kDa-like. Gene Ontology annotation, biological process: chemical synaptic transmission; cilium assembly; mitochondrion organization. The record is from RefSeq and is a predicted model, not a curated record. Gene Ontology annotation, cellular component: centriole; ciliary transition fiber. NCBI's taxonomy places the organism in Eukaryota, Metazoa, Chordata, Actinopteri, Salmoniformes, Salmonidae. The transcript has 9 exons. The annotation marks the transcript as partial.